This is a messenger RNA of Clupea harengus (Atlantic herring), 1029 nucleotides long. RefSeq names its product myosin heavy chain, fast skeletal muscle-like. The coding region runs from base 1 to 1029 and encodes 342 amino acids. The transcript is spliced from 8 exons. The record is from RefSeq and is a predicted model, not a curated record. NCBI's taxonomy places the organism in Eukaryota, Metazoa, Chordata, Actinopteri, Clupeiformes, Clupeidae.
AUGGCUUGCUGGGACUUUGGAACAAGCCAACUUCUCAGCAAGAUUGAGGAUGAACAGUCACUUAGUGCUCAGCUUCAGAAGAAGAUCCAAGAGAUUCAGGCCCGCAUUGAGGAACUGGAGGAAGAGAUUGAGGCUGAGCGUCAAAUUGAGAUGAACAAGAAGCGUGAGGCUGAGUUCCAGAAGCUGCGUCGUGACCUUGAAGAGUCCACUCUGCAGCAUGAAGCCACUGCUGCAGCUCUCCGUAAGAAGCAGGCUGACAGCGUGGCCGAGCUGGGAGAGCAGAUCGACAACCUCCAGCGUGUCAAGCAGAAGCUUGAGAAGGAGAAGAGUGAAUACAAGAUGGAGAUUGAUGAGCUCUCCAGCAACAUGGAGGGAGUUGCUAAAGCUAAGGGAAAUCUGGAGAAGAUGUGCCGGAUCCUCGAGGACCAGCUCAGUGAGGUGAAGGGCAAGAGUGAGGAGGGUGCUCGCCAGAUCAAUGACCUCAGUGUUCAGAGAGCAAGACUACAGACUGAAAACGAUGAGCUUGGCCGUCAGCUGGACGAGAAAGAUGCAUUUAUGUUUCAGCUGACCAGAAACAAACAGGCUUUCACUCAGCAAAUUGAGGAGCUGAAGAGGCUCAACGAAGAGGAGGUCAAGGCCAAGAACACCGUGGCCCAUACUGUUCCGUCUGCACGCCAUGACUGCGACCUUCUGAGGGAGCAAUUUGAGGAAGAGCAUGAGGCAAAGGCUGAGCUGCAGCAUGGUAUGUCCAAGGCCAAUGGCGAGGUUGCCAUCCAGCGCACUGAAGAGCUUGAAGAUGCCAACUUGCCCAGCGUCUACAGGAAGCUGAGGAACAAAUUGAGGCUAUCAACUCCAAGUGUGCUUCUCUGGAUAAAACCAAGCAGAGACUCCAGGCUGAGGUUGAAGACCUCAUGGUUGAUGUGGAGAGCCAAUGGUCUGGCUGCCAACCUUGACAAGAAGCAGAGGAACUUUGACAAGGCGACAUGGAAAGCUGCUACCGACAAAGAAAAGACUGUGUGGACCAAGUAA